GGGUUCCGGGCGCUGGUUGCCUUGCUUGCGCUCCAUGUCGCCCCACAGCGCCCUCUUGGACCCUGCGCAGAGUUACCGGCCCAAAAUGGGAGCAACCAAGAGUCCCGGGGAAGCGACGGCGCUGCGCAAGAGCCUCAAACCGCUGAUGGAGAAGCGCCGUCGGGCGCGCAUUAACGACAGCUUGAACCAGCUCAAGACCCUCAUCCUGCCGCUCAUCGGCAAAGACAGUUCUCGCUAUUCCAAGCUAGAGAAAGCGGAUAUAUUAGAGAUGACUGUGCAGUUCCUCAAAGAACUUCCAGACCCGUGUGCCUCUGUUUCUGCCUCUGCCGAAGGUUACUGCGAAGGCUACCAAGCCUGCGUGUCCCGCCUCACCAGUCUCUUGCCCAAGUUCAGUCUGCUGAACCCAGAUGCCUGCAACAGCCUGCUGAGGCAUCUCCAACAGGCCGGCGAGGAACACCGCUGGAUUCGGGACUGCAGCAGCCCAACGAACUUGCCCCAAGCACAACCCUCGGCUGCACCUCUCUGCCCAGCCAGAAGGGCCCAAGAAACCUUUUCUGCACACUUGCCUGCUGUGGUCCAGCCUGCCCUUUGGAGGCCCUGGUAGGCCCGUGGUGCCUCAUAGCUAAUUCUAAGGCCCAGCUUGUUCCUCCUUCCGAUGGGCCACACCAUGCUGCUAGUUCUUUGGGAAACAUGUUCGUGGGAAUACGAGUCCCCAACACAGAAGAAGGUGCCUGAAUGAGUCAUUGCUCUUGCUUUCCUUGCUUCUGUGGAAGAUAGGACAUCCUGCCUCCUCUUGGUUGCGUGUGACAGAUUGUUUUGAGUCAUUCCUGAGGCAGAGACAUGCAGUAUUAGGAAAGGAGGCAGACAGAUGUCUCCCUGCGUGAACGCUGUUCUGCGGCUGCCUCCUUCUAACCAGGAGGCAUGCCCAGGUCAGUGAUUCAUGGGAAAAUACAGGGAGUAGGCUCCUCCGAGGGAGGGAAAUCCUUGCUGUCGUAAUACACUACGGGAAGUCAUUGAGAUGUAAGAGACCUCGAGUUUUAGUUAAGAAGGAAAAAAGGGUGCUUUCUAUUUGGCAGCCUCCAGAACCAGGGAGACUUUCUGGUCCCUGGUUGUGGUGGGUUUUCCGGGCUGUGUGGCUGUGGUUUGGUAGAUCUUGUUCCUAAUGUUUUGCCUGCAUCUGUGGCCAGCAUCUUCAGAGGUGUAUCACAGAGAGAAGUGAAGA
Molecule: messenger RNA, 1222 nt
Organism: Sphaerodactylus townsendi
Lineage: Eukaryota; Metazoa; Chordata; Lepidosauria; Squamata; Sphaerodactylidae
Gene: HES2
Product: hes family bHLH transcription factor 2
Exons: 4
Coding region: 35-604 (189 amino acids)
Biological process (GO): regulation of transcription by RNA polymerase II; anterior/posterior pattern specification; regulation of neurogenesis
Cellular component (GO): nucleus
Molecular function (GO): RNA polymerase II cis-regulatory region sequence-specific DNA binding; protein dimerization activity; DNA-binding transcription factor activity, RNA polymerase II-specific
Source: RefSeq, a predicted model, not a curated record